UAGCGAGUAACUUUUAGUUCUGAAACCUCUAACACUAACAUCCUGUUAUCCCCUCUCUGAAGUAAGCGCAGUAAAGGAAGCAGGGUGUUAAAUAAAAAAGAUCUAAAGAAUAAACAGAAGAAGCAAAAAGGAGAACCAUAGAAAUAGAAUGACGCACGAAAAACUUCAGACAACCAAAGUGGGCAUGCCGGCGAAAAAACAUCAGAAAUGAAUCCAUUACUAUUGGAAGAUUCAGCAAUGAGCUGAUAUGAUGAAGUGACGUCUUUCUCGGCAAGAAUACAGCCACAGAAUGACACUGAUGUCCCAGAGAAGAGAAUCUACAGCUGACUCUAGAUUACCCCAGCAACUAAAGGUUUUUCUGCGGAAAGGGACAUGAACUGGAAACUGUCUGGUUGAUAAUUACCUUGGACAUAUAGGUUUGUAAUCGGAAGACUUAUUUUACCACAGGUUGACAAAGAUAAGGUCUUCAAAUGCACUGUCUAAAUCAUUUUUUUUCUGGAUUAAGAAGCUGUUUUUUUUUUUACUGCCAGCCUUCCUAUACCAAUGCCUCCAACAAGAGCAGCUCCAGAGACACCAGUCAGGCUCAGUGACUGUGCCAAGACUUUAGUGUCAUUGGUUUAUAUCCUCCUGCUUCUGGUUGGAAUCCUAGGGAACACUCUAGUUAUUAGAGUACUGCAGAGCAUACGUGGUCGACGUGGAGUCCAGACCUCCCUCAGUCAUCACAUGUGCAGCCUGGCAUCCUGUGAUAUUUUACAGCUGGCACUUGGCAUUCCAGCUGAGUUAUAUGGCAGCAUCUGGAGCCCCUUCCCAUGGCCACUUGGAACCAUUGGCUGUUCUGGCUUCUACUACCUGUGGGAAGUGCUCUGUUACGCUGCAAUUUUUAAUGUGUUGUCCUUAAGCUGUGAGAGACACCUUGCUACUUGCCAACCGCUAAGCCUCCAUCUGCGUCAGUCCUCAAGGCUGCGCCUACGGAUAUGCUUACUAUGGGUCACUUCUUUUUUGGCUGGGCUGCCCAUGCUGUUUUCAAUUGGCUUGGAAACUAUUAAUGUGAAAGCUAUCAAGGAGGAGCCUUUUGAAGUGCAGGUGUGUACUCCAUUACGACAAAGGAUGGGACUUUUUAUUACAAGUGUCUGCAUAUCCUUCCUAACCUAUCUAGGAGUGUUGAUGGUGGUGGUUGUAACUUGCUGGAGAAUGAGGAGAGCUUUGCAAGGUAAUACAAGUCUAGAAGUCACAGGACCCAAUGGAUCCAUUCAGCUAUUGGGCCGUUUCUCUGGUGGUCAUACAGCAGUGCGCCGGCAAAAUGCUAAUCUUCUCGGUUGGAUAGUGGGUGUGCUAGCUGUUUGCUGGCUGCCAUUCCAGGCACGACGGCUGAUGACUAUACUGCGUUCUAAGGACCAAUGGACGGAGACUUACUACCGUUCCUAUAUCACACUGCAACCAAUCACCAAUUGCUUCUAUUAUCUCAGCGCUUGUCUCACUCCCCUGCUCUACAACCUGACAUCCCGCAACUUCCGCAGAUGUUUUUUGCACAGCAUUUCACCAUGCAUGAAGAGACUUCCACUGGAAUCUGGAUCAUGGGAAGCCCAGUGUAGAUAUCAGGGCAUUAGACUGUCUGUGUUACAGCAGGAAACAUGUGAUAGGUGAUAGAAUACUAAUAACUGGCUUUGCCUUGCAAACAAU
Messenger RNA from Rana temporaria (common frog), 1680 nucleotides. RefSeq names its product G-protein coupled receptor 39-like. The transcript has 2 exons. Gene Ontology annotation, molecular function: G protein-coupled receptor activity. Gene Ontology annotation, biological process: G protein-coupled receptor signaling pathway. Bases 544 to 1644 code for a protein of 366 amino acids. NCBI's taxonomy places the organism in Eukaryota, Metazoa, Chordata, Amphibia, Anura, Ranidae. Gene Ontology annotation, cellular component: membrane. The record is from RefSeq and is a predicted model, not a curated record.